AGCAGCAAAGCAAAAAUCGAAUUUGGCUUCUCUCACAGCUAUGGCGGCCAAAUCCAACGGCCAGGCCCUCGCCGGCCCCACCAAUCCAAUGGUGACGCCUCUCCUCACCGAUCUCUACCAGUUCACCAUGGCCUACGCUUACUGGAAAGCCGGCAAGCACAACGAACGCGCCGUGUUUGAUUUGUAUUUCCGGAAGAAUCCGUUCGGCGGCGAGUACACUGUGUUCGCCGGUCUAGAGGAAUGCAUCAAAUUCAUUGCUAAUUUCAAAUUGGCCGAGGACGAAAUCGAUUUCGUCCGCCAAUCCUUGUCUUCUUCGUGUGAGGAAGGAUUCUUUGACUAUCUGAGAGGAGUUGACUGUGCCGAUGUCGAAGUGUAUGCUAUCCAGGAGGGAUCAGUUGUUUUUCCGAAGGUUCCUUUGGUUAGAGUUGAAGGACCUAUCGCUGUGGUUCAGUUGCUCGAAACACCGUUCUUGAAUCUCAUUAACUACGCGUCAUUAGUUUCUACAAAUGCCGCGAGGCAUCGUUUCGUUGCUGGAGAAUCUAAAAUGCUACUCGAGUUUGGGCUUCGUCGAGCUCAGGGACCUGAUGGUGGAAUAGCGGCAUCUAGGUACUGCUAUAUGGGAGGAUUUCAUGCAACAAGUAAUGUUGCCGCUGGAAAGAUAUUUGGGAUCCCGCUUCGUGGAACACAUUCACAUGCUUUUGUCAGCUCAUUCAUGAGCCCAGACGAGAUUAUAGAUAAAACACUGCAUAGCAGUGAUAAAAGCAGUACUUGUGAGGAUUUUGUUAGCCUGGUUCAGACUUGGUUGAGCAAAAUUCAGUGGUCAAAGUCAUUAAAUGGUACUUUUGGUGAGACCAAUCAAAGUGAGCUUGCAGCUUUCACAUCUUAUGCCCUGGCAUUCCCUGAUAACUUUCUAGCUCUUGUAGACACAUAUGAUGUUAUGAGGAGCGGAAUCCCCAACUUCUGUGCAGUUGCUUUAGCAUUAAAUGAUUUAGGGUACAAAGCAGCUGGUAUUAGGUUGGAUUCAGGUGAUCUGGCAUAUCUCUCCUCUGAGGCUCGUAAGAUUUUCAACAUCAUUGAGAAAGAAUUUGGAGUACCUGGAUUUGGAAAGACACUUAUCACAGCUAGUAAUGAUCUAAAUGAAGAAACUUUGGAUGCUUUAAAUAAACAGGGCCAUGAGGUUGAUGCAUUUGGAAUUGGGACCCAUGUAGUUACUUGCUAUGCUCAAGCUGCUCUUGGUUGUGUUUUCAAGCUUGUUGAGAUAAAUAAUCAACCUCGCAUCAAGCUUUCUGAAGACGUUACAAAGGUCUCUAUCCCUUGUAAAAAACGAUCUUACAGAUUGUUUGGGAAAGAAGGUUAUCCCCUGGUAGACAUAAUGACUGGAGAAAAUGAACCACCUCCAAAGGUUGGAGAACGGAUCCUGUGUCGUCACCCCUUUAAUGAAUCAAAGAGAGCAUAUGUAGUACCACAGCGUGUUGAGGAACUUAUGAAAUGCUUUUGGCAUGGCCCAGAUGGAGUGAGAGAAGAUUUGCCACCAUUGAAGGACAUACGGGAGCGCUGCAUCAGCCAACUCAAGAAAAUGCGUCCUGACCACAUGAGGAGACUAAACCCCACUCCGUAUAAGGUUAGUGUAAGUGCGAAAUUGUACGACUUCAUUCACUUCCUAUGGCUCAACGAGGCACCUGUCGGGGAAUUGCAGUGAGAGUCACCCUGUAAUAGCAAGGGUAACAUGAAGCAGUCCACUUUUCUCAGCGCAAGCAACAAUUAAAGGUCUAGCCGUUUAGGAGCUUCUUGAAAUAGUAUUAUUACCACAUAGUCAUGAAUGUCCAGUUACAUAAGUAGUUUAAAUUGAGGAACAUGGAUUUUUCUUGUUAAUAGUAGUUGCUUCCCAUUCUUCAACAGCUGCAUCGAUUUUGAAUGAAAUAUGAUUCUCUUUUUGUACCAUUUUGAGAUACAUGUAAGCAGAAAUGGAAAUUGAUGCAAAG
Molecule: messenger RNA, 1982 nt
Organism: Fragaria vesca subsp. vesca
Lineage: Eukaryota; Viridiplantae; Streptophyta; Magnoliopsida; Rosales; Rosaceae
Product: nicotinate phosphoribosyltransferase-like
Exons: 15
Coding region: 41-1699 (552 amino acids)
Biological process (GO): NAD+ biosynthetic process
Molecular function (GO): nicotinate phosphoribosyltransferase activity
Source: RefSeq, a predicted model, not a curated record